This is a messenger RNA of Notechis scutatus (mainland tiger snake), 1866 nucleotides long. NCBI's taxonomy places the organism in Eukaryota, Metazoa, Chordata, Lepidosauria, Squamata, Elapidae. The record is from RefSeq and is a predicted model, not a curated record.
AUGGAGGGGGAGACUGCGGGGUUAGCUCAAAAUGGUGGAGCUGGGGAUAAUGGAGAACAGCUGGGAAUUUCUAUAGUUACCUUGGAAUUGGACUGUGCCCCCAUGUUCCCCUUGCCCAGCUUCUCCUGGGAGCCCUUGAAGCCAGUGCCAUCGCUCUGGAGGAUGAUAGAAGAGCAGCUUGCGCCCAGCGAGAGACUGGAAGUGAAGACUAUUUUGGGAAUUGAUUUCGUGGAGCACAGCUUGGAGCUUCAUAAUGAGGCAAAGACUCUCUUGGAAUUCUACCAAGAAUUGCAAUUGGACCAUUUUGAGCAAAGACCUGAUAACUGCAUCUUGCUGGCUGCUCCUCCCCAUCUGAAAGAGCUAGUAAGAGAGGAGAUUCGCCUGCUCCUGGUUGGCUUGCAGCAAAAGGCAUUGGAGGAGGGCAGGGACCACGACUGUGCCAUUGCUAAAUACAACACACAUGUGAUCAACUUUGCUUUCAAGACAAAUGCUGGAGGUAAUCGGCCGUCAUCCAGGAGCAACAAUCUCAUCAGGUCAUUGUCCUGUAACAGCACAAAUGAUUUGGAACCAUAUUCUGAUAAACUGAAUAUAACUCAGAUCGGCGAGAUAGCCUCUAGACUUAGGACUUUGCUAGAGGAUGAAUGCCAUGCUCUGGAAAGAUACAUUACACAUUUACAGAACCAACUAGAGGAAGUGCAUCAACAUGCCACUGAGCUGCAAGACAAAAUGCAUGAACCUACCAUGGCUGAACUACAGGAAGAGAAACGUGUCAUGGAGCGGGAUUUGCAAUUGAGCCUGCCCAAGUCAUGUCCUAGGCCUCCUUCCCCAAUGUCAAACCAGCUUGGGAAUAGCACCCAUUUGUCUCAACUCAGGUAUCCACUUCAGUGGAUAAAACCUUUUGUAUCACACAACUCUUUCUCUUUAUUUCACAGCCACCCAAGAGGCUUAGUGAAAGAGCCAGGAUUUGGACAGCUCAAUCCUGCUUCUAAUGAGAUUCCUUCUCCAGAUCCCAGGGAUCAGAUUACUCUACUCUGCUAUCGGCCAUCACCCCGAUGGAGCCAUUCAACAAGAACCCCUUUGGGAUGGUUGCAUCCAAAGAGUGAGGAUUCCAACCAAGGAAGGAAGGACAGUGACACUAAGCUGCCUACAACAUCAGGACAUCCAACUGCUUCAGUUGAUAGAUCGGCAUCAGCAUCAACUUGGGAACCUGCUUUUCUUCCCAUGCCUCCUACAGAACCUUGUCCUCCGUCUCGCUUUUGUCCCCGUGUUAGAUUGUUGCAGUGUAAAGGACCAAGCUAAGAAAAAUAGAACUUCCUCUUCCUCUUGACAUCUCCUCAUUUGCUUUGUGGCAACAGUGCCCACUGAAACUGUAUGCUGCUGUUUCCUAUGCUUGACAUGGGCUUACUGUUUUUGCUCAUUCUUAUGUUCAAAUUCAUGGAUUCCAAAGAAAGUAACAAGGCCAUGCUAAAUAACCCUUCUUCUGUACAGAUAAGUGUCCUGGGAAUGCAGCAGUGCCCCCUGGGAUCCUUCCUCCUCCUCCUCAUCUCCAUUACUCAGUACAAUAAUUCCAUGAUAACAUUAAAGAAAAGGCACAGCUUCUCAAAUUGUCCUUCCAAUCCCACAGAAAGAACUGUACAUCCUGGGUUCAGGAAUAUAAAUUUCAUUAAAAUCUAUGAGACUUUAACAAUCUACAACUGGGAGAGUCACAGUAUGGGAGACUCGUACAAUUAUUGCUAUGAACAAUGAGAGGUGGCAGUGGCAGUUGCCACACUCUACAGGAGAGGGAGGGACAGACAUGGAACCAUGCAUUAAAUAGUGCAUUUUCAGUACAGAGGAGGGAAAGGGUUGGAUGCUGGCAGCUUAAGG